Messenger RNA from Elaeis guineensis (African oil palm), 1923 nucleotides. The record is from RefSeq and is a predicted model, not a curated record. NCBI's taxonomy places the organism in Eukaryota, Viridiplantae, Streptophyta, Magnoliopsida, Arecales, Arecaceae.
AUGGGCUAUCCACAAUACGAUAUUCUUGCCCAUCACAAACUAUUCAUAUUGCCAUGUUCCUGCCUGCGACGAGGUUAUCCAGAGUUUAACAUUGCUAUCCAGAGUUUAACAUUGCUAUUCAUAUAUUACGGGUACCGUCUACCUCUCCCAGUUUUCAGCAAUUUUCCUAGAGGUGCCUCUCCUUUCCAGAGAGGAGUUCUCAAAGUAGGGAAAUUAUUUCAAUCAUUCAUCACCUCAAAAGUCGGCAAUGGUAGGCUUACUUCUUUUUGGUACGACACUCGGACACAAGAUAAAGCUCUCAACAUACUUUUUCCUGAUCUUCACGCUUUAGCUUCUGACAAAUCAAUCAGCGUUGCUGAAUUUUUAUCUUCCAACGAUUGGAAACUUCAUUUCGAGUUCCCCCUUAGCCAUGCUGCUUUUGAGAACUUCAAUUCUCUGGUACAAUGCCUUUCAAAUACCAGAUUAUCAGAUUAUGAGGAUGUUAGAUCAUGGAAAUGGAACACACCAGCAAUUUUUACUGUCGAAAACUACUAUCUUUUUCUCGUCAACGGGGGAAUUCGGACCAUACUCAGCAAGAUCCUUUGGAAGUUGACCAUUCCUGAGAAGUUGUCGCAGGGAUUGUUUAACUAUCAAAUUAUAAACGAUCUAUUUGGAGAUGGAAUCUUUGCAGUAGAUGGUGAUAGAUGGCGUCACCAACGAAAGCUUGCAAGCUAUGAAUUCUCAACAAAAGUUUUAAGAGACUUUAGUGGUGCCGUUUUCAAAAGUAAUGCUGUAAAGCUUGCUCAUACAAUUUCUAAAAGUGUGAUCGCUAACAAAAAAUUGGAUAUUCAAGACUUGUUGAUGAAGUCAACAAUGGACUCCAUAUUUAAAGUAGGGUUUGGGAUGGAUCUCGACUGCUUGCAAGAUUCUCAUGAUGGAAGCAUAUUUGCAAAUGCAUUUGAUGAUUCGAGCGAGUUCAUUAUGCUACGUCUCGUUAAUGUCUUUUGGAAGAUCAUGAAGCUUUUGAACAUAGGUUCUGAAGCGAUGCUCAAGGAAAGAAUCAAAGUGGUCGAUGAUUUCAUAUACAAGGUGAUCGAUAAGCGAGUUGAACAAUGUUCAAAUGGAAGAAAUGAUUUAGCGAAGAAAGAAGAUAUCCUAUCAAGGUUUUUGGAGGAGAGCAAGAAGGAUCCGCAAAAUAUGACCCAUCAGUAUUUAAGAGAUAUAGUACUGAAUUUUCUGAUCGCUGGUAAAGAUACCACAGCAGGCACUCUAUCUUGGUUCUUCUAUGUUCUUUGCAAAAAUCCUUCAAUUCAAGAAAAGAUAUCUCAAGAAGUCAAGGAAGUAACUGAAGCUAAUGAAGAUGCAACCUUCGAUGAUUUCGCCAAAAGUAUUACUGAUGAAUCUCUUAACAAGAUGCACUACCUUCAUGCUGCACUCACGGAAACGUUAAGACUGUAUCCUGCAGUUCCGUUAGAUAACAAGGUUUGCUUUUCAGAUGACGUUCUUCCUAAUGGCUUUAAUGUGAGGAAAGGGGACAUCGUGUUUUAUCAACCUUACGCAAUGGGUAGAAUGGAAUACUUAUGGGGUAAGGAUGCCGAGUGUUUUCGACCAGAAAGGUGGCUCGACGACAAUGGAAUUUUCCAAGCUGAAAGUCCUUAUAAGUUCACAGCCUUCCAGGCUGGUCCAAGGAUUUGUUUGGGAAAGGAGUUCGCUUACAGACAGAUGAAGAUAUUUGCAGCUUUCCUCCUCCGCUUCUUUGUGUUCAAGCUUAGUAACGAGAAGACGGUUGCCAAUUAUAGAACCACCAUAACCCUUCAUAUUGAUCAGGGUCUCCAUCUUCAUGCUUUUUUAAGAUUUAAUACAUAGAAUAAUGCGUUUGGUGUACCGGUAAUUUUGUUAUGACAAGGGACCCGAAUAUUAUUAAGUAUAAAACGUGUUUGAAAU